Ochotona princeps (American pika) is the source of this 2150-nucleotide messenger RNA. It is a transcript of the gene SLC39A12, whose product is annotated as solute carrier family 39 member 12. The transcript is spliced from 12 exons. Bases 1 to 2073 code for a protein of 690 amino acids. NCBI's taxonomy places the organism in Eukaryota, Metazoa, Chordata, Mammalia, Lagomorpha, Ochotonidae. The record is from RefSeq and is a predicted model, not a curated record. Gene Ontology annotation, biological process: zinc ion import across plasma membrane; intracellular zinc ion homeostasis. Gene Ontology annotation, molecular function: zinc ion transmembrane transporter activity. Gene Ontology annotation, cellular component: membrane.
AUGGGCUUCUGGACGAAACUUUCAGUGUUUUGGAUGCCAUUGUUUCUUCUUCUGAGCUUUGUUGAUUCUAUGGAAGCAGACACAUCCUCCACUGAAGACAGCAGCAGCGCAGGAAAGCCAAGCCAACUGGCACAUUGGCUACGGGUGCUCUCUGCCAGCGACCAAACACCUCUCAACCACUCAAGAAGUCUCAUCAAAGUCUUGUUGGAGAAAACCGGUUGUCCACGGAGAACAGACAGAAUACAAGGAAAUUGCAAUCUGUGCUUUGAACCAGAUGCGUUGUUACUAAUCGCUGGAGGAGAGUUUGAAGAUCAGCUGAGAGAGGACGUCGUCCAGCGUGUGUGUCUUCUCCUUCUGUAUUACAUUGUUCAUCAGCAAGAGAUCUGUGCUUCAAAGGUCAACAUGAGUAAUACAGAGUAUCAGUUUUACCUGCACAGCCUACUGAACCUCCGGCAGAACGAAGACUCUGCUAUCCUCUCACAGAACGAGACCGAAGACAUUUUGGCUUUCACUAGGCAAUACUUUGAAACUUCUAGGAGCCAGUGUAUGGAAACCAGAACACUGCAGAAAAAAUCUGGAAUACUCAGCAGUGAAGGAGCUGAUGAAAAGACACUUCCUCAGCUGGCAGAGAUGAUCAUCGCGUUGUCCCUGCAAGGCGUUUGUCUGGGACGAAGACAGUUGCCUUCCCCAGACUAUUUUACAGACUACAUUUUCAACUUCUUGAAUAGCACAAACACUCUCCAUCUACCGGAAUUAGAUCAACUCCUUAACAUACUAUGGACCAAAAGUACCUGUAUCAGAAAGGAUAAAAUGCAUCACCUUCAAAGGACACAGAACAACACGGCAGUCUAUGAUUGGGACUACCAUAAUCUAGCUGCAUCCUCGGAGAGAGAGCCAGACAACGGUCCUGUUUCCUGGGAUCAGUCAUGCUUCUCUGCUAAGCAGCUGGUGGAGGUAUUUCUACAGAACAGCCUUUCGCCCAUUUCCAAGGAAGCCUUUAUGCAGAUGAGCCCAGGAAUCAUCCAGCAAUUGCUCAGUUGCACUUGCCAACUGCCCAAGGACUUACCAGCAAGUCUGCCACCAAGUACCCUUGAGAAGUAUGGCUACAGCACCAUGGCGGUGACAGUGCUCACACUGGGCUCCAUGCUGGGGACGGUGCUGGUCCUUUUCCAUGGCUGCGAGGAGAACUACAGCCUUGUCUUACAGCUCUUUGUGGGCUUGGCCGUUGGGACGCUCUCCGGAGAUGCUCUGCUCCAUCUUAUUCCUCAGGUUCUUGGUUUACAUGAGCAGAAAGCAGAGUUUGAACAUUUCCAUGAAAGCAAAGGUCAUGUUUGGAAACUGUUGGGAUUAAUUGGAGGCAUCCAUGGAUUUUUCUUGAUAGAGAAAUGUUUUAUUCUCCUGGUAUCACCAAAUGCCAAGCAGAGCCAGCCAUCGGUUAAUGGACAUGUGGGACAUUCCCAUCACCUUGGACUCAACUCUGAAUUGAGCGACCAGGCAGGCAGAGGCAAGUCUUCUUCAACAAUCCAGUUGAAAGGCCCAGAAGAUUCUCAGGCCACUGAUAUUUCCAUAAGCAGUGUGACAGCCUCCAGCAGAAAAUGCAAAACCAUUAGCUUGUUAGCAGUAAUGGUACUGGUUGGGGACAGCCUGCAUAACUUCGCAGAUGGCCUAGUGUUAGGAGCCGCCUUUUCCUCUUCCUGUGAGUCAGGACUGACCACAACUAUUGCUAUCUUGUGUCAUGAAAUUCCACAUGAAAUGGGAGACUUUGCAGUGCUCUUAAGUUCUGGCCUUUCUGUGAAGACUGCCAUGCUGAUGAAUUUUGUCAGUGCCCUGACUGCCUUCCUAGGACUCUACAUCAGCCUCUCGGUGUCCGCUGACCCAUGCGUUCAGGACUGGAUCUUGACGGUGACCGCUGGGAUGUUCUUGUAUUUAUCCUUGGUGGAAAUGCUUCCUGAAAUGACUCAUGUUCAAACACGACGACCCUGGAUGAUGUUUCUCCUACAGAACUUCGGGUUGAUCCUAGGUUGGCUAUCUCUCUUCCUCUUGGCUAUAUAUGAACAAAAUAUCAAACUAUAAGUUAGGAGUCUCAAAAUCCUUUAAACAUGAAUUUUUAUAGAAUGGUUGUAUUUCAGUGAUUUGUAAAAGGAGUAUUU